This is a messenger RNA of Entamoeba invadens IP1, 1182 nucleotides long. RefSeq lists its product as hypothetical. The coding region runs from base 1 to 1182 and encodes 393 amino acids. Lineage: Eukaryota; Evosea; Mastigamoebida; Endamoebidae. The transcript has a single exon. Gene Ontology annotation, cellular component: membrane. The record is from RefSeq and is a predicted model, not a curated record.
AUGGAAGAACCAAAAGAAUUUCAUCCACCACACCGGAGGUACUUACAAAAAAGUGUUUUAGUAGGGGUCGCGCUUGUAUUUUUGAUAUGUGGAACCUUGUCAAUUACACUCAGUAAAACAAGUUACACGAUUCAAGUCGAGGAUAUUAACAAUGAUUUGAAAUACUUUCGAAAACCUUUAUUCUUUAAUUUUUUAAUGUUUUUUGCAAUGGCGCUCUGUACGUUUCCAUACCUUCUGUUAAAGUAUAUGUUCAACCCUGAAAUGGGAAAACCAAAUCAAUACACUUACAAACAUCUCCUUUCCCUUGUGUUUCCAGCUCUGUUGUCAUUCUCAGCGACUUACCUCCAAAAUGUUGGAUUGGUGUUCAUCCAUGGGAGUAUAUUCCAAAUGAUGAGAGGAUCUGUCAUUGUAUUUAUAGCGCUUUUACAAUAUUUCUUAAGAAAGCAAAAGCUUAAACUACACCAGACCAUUGGUGUUGUUAUUGUUGUCAUCGCAGUUACAUUGGUCGGGUCAAGCUCGUUUCUGAUUCCAUCGAACAAAAACCCAGGCGCCAAAACGCAUACAGGUCAUAAGGUGUUAGGCAUUGGGUGCAUCAUCUUUGCGCAAUUGUUAAAUGCGUGUACCAAUAUCUUGGAAGAAGGGCUACUCCACGACGCAGAGAUUCCACCAAGUCUUAUAGUUUCGGUGGAAGGCGCUUUUGGCGUGGUUUUGGGUGUGGGUACAAUGCUCUUCUUGGAAUUUAUGCCGAUCGCCAAUGAUGGGUUCCUCAAAGAAACCACAUCAGAAACGCUUUUGAUGCUCGCCAGAAACCCAACAUUGUACGCACUGGCAAACGCGUACAUCUUGGUUGUUCUGUUUUUCAAUUUGUCUGGUAUGACCAUCACAAGCCAGGCAAGUGCACUGACAAGAAACGUGAUUGAUCCCCUUAGGAUGGUGACGAUUUGGCUGACACAAUUGUUUAUACACUACGUUAUCAGCGACAAACUGGGAGAGGCAAUUUCAUGGGCAACAAUCAUCCAGGUGUUUGGCUUCGUGGUACUGACUUUUGGGUUCUUUGUAUACGCUGGUAUCAUCCCUCUACCAACGUUCACCAAGAGAAAGGUGAAUGAAAACGAAGAACCAAUCUUGAAAGAAGAGGACGAAAGUGAAAAAGAACUCAAACCAAACGAUAAAAUCGACUAA